AUGGCCGAGCUAGCGAUGCGGACGGCGGGGUUGCGGCGGCGGGUCUGGCUCGGCCUGAUGAGCGCGCGGCAGCCGUUGUCGACCUAAAGAUACUGCAGUGUGCUGCGUUUGUGUCAGGGGGCCUGACUCUCCCGUCACGUAGGCACGUUUUACCCCCGUGUAACACCAUUGAGUGCACUGGAGUCACACCAGCUUAACACUGGCGUAAGAGAGUGGUGAAGAAGGCCCCAGGAGUGAGUGUACUGUUACAGGCUGCUGAGCUCACUUUGGGCUAAUGGUGCACUAGUACUGAGGCUCCCCUACUACAAGCUGAAUUCACCAAAGAGCUGACCUGACUAAGAGCUGAAAUCACUGAGUGUUGUGUUAAGUAGUAGGGGAGCCUGAAGAUAUAUUGUGGAGAAGUUUGCGGGAUGGUUGGAGUGCCUUGUGGACAGGCUGGUGGAGCAGUUUUCAUAGGACGGCGGGAGCUGCUGGUGGGACGCGGAGCAGAGCAGUUCGUGGGACGGUGGGAGCUGCUUGUGGGCCACGGAGCGGAGUGAAGCAGUUUGUGGGGCGGCUGGUGGAGUGGAGUGGAGUGGAGCGGAGCGGAGCAGAGCGAAGGCCUAUGGAGCUGUGGGGCGGUCAGCUUCAGAUCAUGUAAGUCCAUCGUGCCUUGGGAAGACUUACCUUCAUCACACCAUCCAUUGCUGCCCAGUGGGACACUUACCUUGAAGGAUCCUGACAUCUCCAGUGCUGUGCCUGUUCUGGGAGCGUGAAUAUGUGAGUGUGACACACACACCCCCGCCCUUUUCUUUUGAGUUUAGCUAUCAGAAUAAUAAACAUGCUGCUUUCUGCCAAACUCUGGCCGCCUGGGGUGUUGUUAGAAUGGCCCCAAAAGAAAGGGGCAGACCCCUGGAUGCCAGGGGCAGUUCCACCUGGGAAUACAAUUCCUGAACUAGAGCUCAUGUUGGAUCAAUAUGCACUUAUAAACAGUCCCAAUAAGGUGGGACUGGAUCUUGCAGCUGCCUGGCUCCUGUGGCAAGCAGGCUGGCAAUGGCAGGCAGCAAAGAGUCAGCUCGCCAUUGAAAUAGAUUCACUCAAGGACCAAUGUAAUGAGUUGGAGAAGGAACGGGAUAUGUGGAAGGCGCAGACUUUGACUGCUAGCGCCCAGGCUUCUUCCCUCUCUGUGGCAGCAGUACAGGCAGCCACAGCAGAGGAGGAGAGGCAGCGGGUGGAAACAGAGAAUGCCACUCUGAGCCAGGCAGUUACCUGCCUGAAGGAUCUGGUCCUGGAGGGGUCCGCCUGGGAGAACAGGGUCCGUGGGGCUUAUUCAGCCUGGGUUGCUGCCAUUGGGGUGAAAGCCCAGGGGGAUGCAGGACCAUAUGAUGAUUGGGACAGGGAUAUCUGGUUUGAUCUGGAUCCCCUGGAUCCGGACCCCAGAUGGCCAAACCCCAGACACCAUGUUGCAGCAGUCCAGAGGGUGGUCCAAAACUAUGGGCCUGCACCCGCAGGAAGAAAGGCAGCUCCAAGUACUGGACACACUGUGGCAGAGACCAAGUUGACUCUCAAGCAAGCAAUAGAGUUAGCAAAAACCCCGGAGGGAAAAUGGGUACACCACGGACAACUCAAAGAUCAGGGUCUGCCGCGGCGGGAGCACUGUUCUAAUUUGUUUCUGAGCUUCUAUCUUUCAGCCUCCAAACUGGAACAUCAGGAGAGCUGGUACCAGCUGACGAGUUAUAGAAAUACCAUGGUUAUAGUGUUGCGGCAAAGUCUGUAUUGCAUGUUCUGUGUCUGUCUCUGGUGGGUGUCUUGUGCUAGCAUUGGGCCCAGAGAGAGAGGGGAUACUACACUAGACAGGAUAAAUGCAUUUUCCUCUCUCUGCUUCCCCCAUCUCCAACCAAAUUAUCACUCACAUCCACCUCUGUCCAAAAGACUUUGGUCCCCAAUACAUCAGGUUUAUUUUUUGUUAGAUUCUCUAAUAAUCAUUUUGCUGUUAAGUUUUGUUAUUGAUACAUUUGUAUUGUUAGUUACAUUUUCUUGUAUUGUUAAUUCCACUUUCCAACUGUGGUACUCCUACAAAUCUUAUUUGUUGUGUGUACUUAAGGGUUAGGGUUGACUUUUAUUGUUUGAUGGCUAUUGCAGCAUUAAACUUGGGCCUCGUUUUGUUUGUCAAUGUACCCAAUUACUGUAAUGAUGAUGGUUUUAUUGUAUUCCCAAUUAUUAUAAUUGUGAUUGUUUGCAUUUGUGUUUAUAUUAUAUCUGGUGUUUAGUCAAUUGUAAUGAUUUUAGAUAUAUUGACCUAGUUAUGAUUGUUUGGUCUGUUUGCAACAGAUCACCUGUGCCCUACAAGGACAACAACUACUGUAAUGAUCAUAGAUCAAGGGGCAGAGUGUUGUAGGAGCAGCAGUGAUCUGUAUGCUCUGUAUGACUACGCUAUGUAUAACCUCUAUGCUCAAAAGGUCUGUUACACUUCCUCCCUCCCUCCCCCCCUUCCCCGGUUUUGUCUCCUCUCCCUCUUUGAAUACCUGUGAAGUGGCUUUCCCCCUCCCACUCCCUCCUGGAAUGCUUGUGGGAUGAAUGGGCUGCUUCAGAAGAGCUCCAAGGUAGACAAAGUGUCUGGGACUCUAAUUAGGCAGCGAUCACACACCCAAUGCAUGGACACUGGCUGGACACUGCCUGAGGUGGAGUGUGACCAACCAGAUGCGGCCAAGUCAUCUCUAGUCGCAGGCCAUGAGGAGCAGGUCCUUAAAUGGGGAAGGUGCCAUGUGCUCAAGUGUGCACUCAUAAGCGUGUACCGCUGCGUUGCAUUCCAUCGUGCCUUGGGAAGACUUAUCUUCAUCACACCAUCCAUUGCUGCACUGUGGGACACUUACCUUGAAAGAUCCUGGCAUCUCCAAUGCCGUGCCUGUCCUGGGAGCGUGAGUAUGUGAGUGUGAGUAUGACUCCCCCCCUCCUUUUCUUUUGAGCUUAGCUAUCAGAAUAAUAAACAUGCUGCUUUCUGCCAAA
This is a messenger RNA of Caretta caretta (loggerhead turtle), 2985 nucleotides long. RefSeq lists its product as uncharacterized. The record is from RefSeq and is a predicted model, not a curated record. NCBI's taxonomy places the organism in Eukaryota, Metazoa, Chordata, Testudines, Cheloniidae.